AUGUCGGAAAACAACAAAGAAUCACAGCUUGAAAUCAAGCCCACCACGCCCUCCUCCUCAGAUCAUGGCCCCACCAGCCCAGAGCUGGAGAAGGAGGCCGUUCAGGAUGGGAUCGUCCUAAUUCCGAAACCGCUAGAUGAUCCUCGAGAUCCAUUGAAUUGGCCAUUUCGGAAGAAGUGUGUUAUUCUUGCCACUUUGUCCAUUGCGCUCUUUGCGGGUUAUGCUGCUCCAUUCUGUGGGCAAUUGAACUUGAUUCAGCAAUCCAAACUCUACCACAAGACUGUCGUUGAAAUCACCUAUUUUAACUCGGCUGCCUCUGCUGGUCUGGCAGCGGGAGGAUGGUUCUUUUCACCUCUUGCGCAUAAGUUCGGUCGUAGUGCUGUGGUAUUCUACGCACUCCUUGGAUGUCUGGCCGCCCAAAUAUGGGCUCCUCUGAUGACUGGAAAGGGUGAUUACUGGUCUUACUGGGCGUCUAGACUUGUGGCCGGAUUCUUUGGUAUGGUGUGCAGUGUCUUGGGUCCCCGAUACCUCGUAGACAUGUUCUUUCUUCACCAAAGAGGCAGAGUUUUCACCAUCUUCCAUUUGGCUCUGAAUUUUGGCGCUUCCGCAGGCCCUACAUUUUCAGGCUUCAUCGCCCGCAACAAUUACUGGACUAUCGAGUAUUGGUGGUCGGUGGCACUGUUGGGCGUUGCCGCCAUUUGCGUUUUGCUCUUCUUGGAGGAGACUACCUUUGAUCGCACCCCAGGGGCCGUCAACAUGUCACCUCCCAAGAACUAUCUUGCCAAUCGCAUCCAAACCUUCUUCCCAUUCCUCCCAGGUAACACGGUUGUGAAGGCUACCACUCUGAAGGAAACUAUCAGAGUCGCCAUCCUUCCUUUCAAGAUCGCAAUCUCUCCUGUCGUCUUGCUCAUUGCUGGCUUUGAUGCUAUCAGUUUUGGCUUUUACGUUGCCUUAAACGCCUUGACUCCCGUCUGGCUUCAAAAGCCCAAAAUUGCCGGUGGGUACGGAUUCGACGUUACGGAUAAUGCAGCUUUCACAUUUGUCCACUGGUUUGGAUUUUUGUUCGGUUUGGUUUAUGGACAACUGGUUAGUGACAGGCUUCCGCUGUGGCUCGCAUCUCGGAAGGGUGGAGCCUGGAAGCCUGAAUACCGUCUCCACGCCCUUUGGUUCACCAAUCUUUUCCUCAUGCCUAUAGGCUUAGGACUUGUCGGUGCUUCAUUGCAAUAUAAUCUGCAUUUCAUGGUCUUUGCCCUCGGUCACUUCUUCGUGACAAUCGGGUCCAUGGUUAGCAUUCCGGUAACCGUCAAUUACAUCGCCGAAUGUUUCCGAUCCCAUACUAUCGAAGCCACCAUUCCAGUGAACUCUAUGCGUCUCUUCCUCGGUCUCUCGAUCAACUUUUACGCUACCGAAUGGGUUGCCAAAGUCAACAUCGGGUGGUUCUAUGGCAUGAUGGCAUUUUUCACCGUCUUCGCCUUCUUUUUCCUCAUGAUCUUGAUGUUCUGGGGCCACAAGAUCCGCCAAUGGACACCAUUUGGUCUGGGGUCGGAUGAAGAAGGACAGCAUGUCGUGGAGGGCAAAAGCGUCAACCAUCAUGCUGUUUAA
This is a messenger RNA of Venustampulla echinocandica, 1602 nucleotides long. RefSeq lists its product as uncharacterized. The transcript is spliced from 5 exons. Gene Ontology annotation, biological process: transmembrane transport. Gene Ontology annotation, molecular function: transmembrane transporter activity. The coding region runs from base 1 to 1602 and encodes 533 amino acids. The record is from RefSeq and is a predicted model, not a curated record. Lineage: Eukaryota; Fungi; Ascomycota; Leotiomycetes; Helotiales; Pleuroascaceae.